GCACUAGCACUAGCAUUACUCAUUCAUUCAGGUUCAGGCACUCUCAGAGUAUUAUUUAAGGGCUUUCUGCAACUCCCUCUCUUAGAAUCAUCUCUGCUCGGUUUCUUAUUAGAGACCUUUUCAUUCAGGAACACGCUGAGACUUUCAAGGAAACAGCUGGGGAAAUCCUAAUUCAAAGAAAUGCUUUCCUUUGUGAUCCUGUUUUUUGCUCUCUGGUCUCCCUCAUCUAGUCAGAACCAGGAUGAGUACGAUGACCUCUUUUUCUUCAAUUUUGACAAUGAAGUUGAAAGUGUAAUUCCUGCAACGGAAGAAAGUAUUUCGUGCGAUUGCCAGCGAGAACACACAGAAUGGGACAAACUCUUCAUCAUGCUUGAGAACUCCCAGAUGAAAGAGAAUAUGCUGCUCCACUCCCUCGAUGAAAUCCUUAAGGUGGAGCUGCAAGCACUGAGAGGGGAAAUGCUCCAGUUAGUGCAGAAGUUGGCUGGUACGUGCACCACCUCGACAGAGAAAGCUGCUUCCCAAAUCGUGAGCCAAGUGGGCCAGAUGCUGGCAAAAAACAGCAGGCAAACUGAGGACUUUCCCGGGGUGCCUCAUGUAUCUGCGGAAGGGAAGAUCCUCAAGGAGAUUCUGCAGCUGAGCCAAAACAUGUCCAGCAGGCUCGGCCACACUGAGCACACUUGGCAGAGGGGAGCUGAGGUGGAUGCGCAGCAGAGGGGCUUUUUGCAGAGAGGCCGAUCCAGCGACAAGGCAAGUGGGGGUGGUUCCAUCCUGAAUUCGCUGUGGCAAGAACUACAGGAAACCCAAGCUGAACUGAAAGAAGCCCAAAAAAGGACCACACAGCCCUUGUUGCCACUUGGUUGUGACAUGGCCCUUUUAUUCCCAAUGCGCUCCAAAAAGAUAUACGUGAGUGUUCACCCAACUUCCGCAAUGAUGCUCUACUCCUUUACUGUCUGCACAUGGGUUAAAGUGACGGAGAUUCUAGACAAAACUAUUGUAUUCUCCUAUGGAACAAAGAUAAAUCCCCAUGAAAUUCAGCUGUAUCUGAGCAAUGAUUCAGCUGUUCUUGCUGUAAGCAAUGACAACAACAAGGUCAUUGCCCAACAGGUCGUCUCUUCUGGACGGUGGAUUCACCUCUGUGGCAUCUGGAGCACAGUUAAUGGAAGCAUUUCACUGUGGGUAAAUGGAAAGGUGGUGGCUGCCGCCACAGAAACUGCUGAGGACCACAUCGUUCCAGAUGGUGGGAUUUUGAAGAUCGGCCAAGAAAAGAAUCGCUGCUGUGAUGGAGGCAGUCUCGAUGAAUCUUUAGCUUUCUCUGGGAAAAUAACUGGUUUUAAUAUUUGGGACAGAGUCCUCAGUGGCAAAGAGAUAACAAGACAAGCUGGAGAAGAGGCUUGUAACAUUCGUGGCAACUUAGUUGGGUGGGGGGUUACAGAGAUUCUGCCUCAUGGAGGAGCUCAGUAUGUUUUUGGGCCCUGAACAGAUGCCCUUCAAAAGUCCACGUCAAGACAUCAAAUGCAGAAAAAUCUAGGAAGGGUGAAUGUUUAAAGAACUGGUCUUACAAAAGAGCUUCCAAAGGGAAGUUGCUUUAAAUCUCAAUAGACAAGCAGUGAUUGGGGAUGGGGGGGAUGCUAAAUUCACGAGGUGCCACUUCAGCCUAGUCCACACAGGAACCCUUGGAUAAGGCUCAGCAUGGCAAAAAGCCUGCAAGUGACUGUAGCAGCUACAACUACAUCACUCUAAUUUUCCUGCUCUCCUCUGUUGUUCUGAGACUAAGAAGAAGAAAAAUUGCUGCCAGAGGGAGGGUAAGUAGAUGAGUAGCACUGAGAGACAGUUAGAAGAUAGCAGACAUUAUCUGCUGCUAGAACAAGUAGUUACCAAGUCAGUGGGACGCCUUCUCACCACAUGGAACCUCAUUCUCAGGGGCACAGAAACAGCUGCCGCGAGGAACAAUUUAAAAUGGCUUCCAUAUGGCAGCCAUACUAUGUGCUCUCAUGAAGUGUUAGUACUGUAAGCAUGCAGCUCUAACCUGAGGUAUGGAUGAAAUGUUGUUUCAACAAGCAAAAGUUAAAACAUAAUCAAAAGUAGUUUGCGAACAUAUUCAAUAAUUAUAUUGGAAUAACAGUCCUUUGUGCAGAAGCUGUUCUCACUCAUAGCAAACAGGUGUCAUUCAUGAUAAUCCAAGGACAGAUUUUGGCUCAGUAACUUUCCAUAAGUAAAUAAAUGGCUGGAGCUCUUUUUCUGCAGAGCUAAUAUCCUGUCUUCCGGAUAUCCCCGUUUGUAGAUUUUAUAUUAGUAAUGUGAAUUUUACAGAUGUACCAUAUAAGAGUAUUGAAGUAACAUUUGCUAUUUUGUUUUCUUUUUUGUUGCAACUGGUAUGUACACCUUAAUAAAGCUAGUGCCGUGUCCAAGAUAUUAUUUAUACUGGAAACCAACAUAGCAUUCAGAUAAUUGUAAUUUUCUUGUUUGGAAUGGAUACAGCUGUACUAUAUUGUAAAUUGAUUUUGUACUAACAUUAUUGAAAUUAUUUUUUAUAAAAAUGUACUGUAAAUAAAAAUCCUUUAUCAGA
Molecule: messenger RNA, 2566 nt
Organism: Zootoca vivipara (common lizard)
Lineage: Eukaryota; Metazoa; Chordata; Lepidosauria; Squamata; Lacertidae
Gene: PTX3
Product: pentraxin 3
Biological process (GO): host-mediated suppression of viral proces; innate immune response
Molecular function (GO): complement component C1q complex binding
Source: RefSeq, a predicted model, not a curated record